Messenger RNA from Trichomonas vaginalis G3, 5145 nucleotides. RefSeq names its product G-quadruplex DNA unwinding. Lineage: Eukaryota; Parabasalia; Trichomonadida; Trichomonadidae. Bases 1 to 5145 code for a protein of 1714 amino acids. The transcript has a single exon. The record is from RefSeq and is a predicted model, not a curated record. Gene Ontology annotation, molecular function: DNA helicase activity; ATP binding. Gene Ontology annotation, biological process: DNA repair; telomere maintenance.
AUGAAUGCAUUCAUGGAAGGAAAAAGUGAUGAAGGAAUUAAUAUAGCAAUAAUCGGAGAAACAUCUAAUUUACAAAGAAAUUCAAAAGAAUAUGCUGACAAAAUAGAAAAAAAUGAAAAUGGAGAAAUUUUUUAUCAUCCACAAAUAGUUCCGUAUUUGUCAGCUUUAUACGAUCAAUUGGCGUUCCCACUAAUUUUUUGGAACGGUCACGGAGGUUGUGGACGAUUAAAUAACAAUGAAGAAUGGUCAUAUAAACAUAUGAGGAGAACAGCGUGUUCAUUGCUAAUGCAGCCAAAUUCUCAUUGGAUACAUAAAUUGGGAUAUUUAAGAGAAGAGUAUAUAUGCAGUAUUUUCGGGAGAGAUUUACAUCACAGAAUUGAAAACGCUUUUUAUCGGCAAAUAAAUUUAAGAAGAGAAAGUGAAGUGAAGAAGAAAAGUGACAACCCCGAAGAAAAUGAAGGAACAACAACAUAUAUUCCGUCAAGCUUUACAAAUGGGCCAGCAUAUUGGAAAAAGAUAGGAAAGAAAGUCAUCUUACUGUCCACAAAAUAUGGUCAGCCCACACUUUUUAUAACAAUAACAUGUAAUCCAGGAUGGAUCGAAAACAUAGCAUUAGAUCGCUGUUCAGCAAAUACAAAUGCAGCAAACAUUAUGCUUAUAUAUAAUGAAAGGAGAAAAACUUUUAUCAAAUUCUUGAAAGAUUCAAAAAUUUUCGGUGAUGUUAAUGCUUUACUAUGGCGUGACGAAUUUCAGCAGAGAGGCUAUCCGCACACGCAUAUCUUAUUGUGGACCACACUAGAUACACAGAAUGUCAAUCAGUUGGAUGAUGUUAUAAAUACACAGUAUCCGAAAACUAAUGAUAUCAGGCAAUUAGAUAAAUUUAAUGAUUUGAAGAUUCUUAUCAACAAAUAUGAGAUUCAUGGUUGCACAAAUAGAUGUAAAGAUAAAACAACGGGAAAAUGCACUAUGGGUUUUCCUAAGGAAGUAAGAGAUCAAACAGAAAUUAUUAAUGGAAGAGUUCAUUAUAAAAGGUCGGCAGAAGAAGUUAAAAUAGUACCUCAUAAUUUAAAGAUUCUUACAUUAUGGAGAGCUCAUCAUGAGAUUGAAAUAGUUACUUCAAAUGAUUGCAUUCUAUAUAUUACUAAAUAUGUAACAAAAUUUAGUGAUUCAGCUGAAGUAUCAUUACAAUCUCAGUUAAGAUUUAUACAAAAAGAAGUUGAAGAAAAAGACCAAUUACACAAAUAUGGUGCAUCAAUUAUAACAAGUUCUUGCCAGGCUUUCGGAACAUUAGCAGGAUAUCAUAACUAUGGUAUGUUUCCAAAAGUAGAAUUACUAAAUUUUCAUUUAGAAGGAGAUAGAAAGAUAGUUGAAAAGGCUGAUGAAAGUGAAGAAGAUUUGUUGAAAAGAAUUGAUGAUACUUUGAGCUAUUUAUUAAGAUAUUUUAGCAGGCCAAAAACAGAAGAAUUCAGAAAUUUGGCAUUUGUGGAAUACUAUGAAAGAUAUAUAGUAUCUCCAAAUAAACCAGCAAAAAUUGAAGCAAUUCAAGAUGAAGGUAAUGGAACAGAUGAUAAAACAAAAAGAUGGGUGUAUAGAAGGACAAAAGAAUGUGUAUUCGCCUUACAAUUAGUACCAUACCAGAACACAGAAUUAUUUUGUUUAAGGUUAAUUUUAGAAAAAGUGCCAGGCUAUUCCUAUAAUGAUUUGAUAAUGGGAAAAGAAUCUUUUUUAAAAGCAGCAGAAUCAUUGAGAUUAAUUGAAUCAGGAAAAGAAGCAAAAAUUUGUUUGAAAGAGGGAAUAAAAAAUGGAUACUUUGGAUAUAUUUUACGUCAAAUGUUGGUAAAUUUUUCAAUUCAAGGCAUCAAUAUAGAAAAAUUGACAUUAAAAUUCCAAAAUGAAUUAAUGAAAGAUUUAGAAGAAAAGACAAUCGACAAUUUAUAUAUGCAUUUAUAUUCGGAGUUCAAGUAUGCAAAGGCAAAGUGUAUUCCACAAUUUUUAGUGAAUUACGAUCAUUUAUACAAAUUGGAACAAAAUAAAGAAAAAAAUCAGAAAGAUUUAUCAGAUUUAAAUGAACAACAAGCUUUUGUAAUGAAGGAUAUUUUGAAAAAUUGGGAUAGAGAUCAAUUAAUUUUUAUUCAAGGUCGCGCCGGAACUGGGAAAACUUACUUUUGCAAGGAAUUAAUCAAAGAAUUGGAAAACCAAAAGAAAGAUGUAUUAAUAUGUGGUACAACUGGAAUAGCAGCGUGUCAAUAUGAAAAUGGUUGCACAGCACACUCAUUAUUUGGAUUGAAAUGUGAUAUUGAAGAAAAUUUUGAUGAUUAUAGUUCAUUAAUUGGAAAAGACAGUUACAAAGGUUACUUAAUAAAAAAGGCAGAUGUUAUAAUGAUAGAUGAAGUUUCCAUGUUAACGCAUACUAUUGCAGAGAAAAUAUAUUUCAUUUUAAGAUUCUUAAUGUCAAGGAAAGAUUGCAAGGGAGAUGAAUUGAAAAAAGAACCUGCAUUCGGAGGGAAGAAAAUGAUUUUUAUUGGUGACUUUUUGCAAUUACCCCCUGUUAUCCCAAAUAGCAAGUAUUCAUUGAGUGAAAAAUUGAUUACAAAAUGUUCAUGGUGGAAUAUGGUGAAGAUGUAUGGAUUAUCAAUGCCAAUGCGUUGUUCCAACAAAGAAUAUAAUAACUUCUUAAUUAAAGUUGCAAAUAAUGAAGUAGGUGAUAUGAAAUGGAGUGAUUUGAAGGAUAUAACUGUGACAGAUGACCCAAAGACGGCAUUAGAUUUCUUAUUACACGGAGUUGAUAUGAGAAAUAAAAUUCCACUGAAAAUUCAAUGGAUUGCUGCAACUAACAAUUUAGUUAAUAAAGUCAACGAAGAAGUUGAAAUUAUGAAGUUAAAUUCUAUUUAUGAUUAUUGUCAAAACCAAGCAAAUCCGGAAGAAGCAAAAAAGUCAUUAGAUUUUGGAAAAAUAUACGCCAUAACGAAUAUACAGACAGAAGAUAAUAAGAAAAAAAGCGAGAUAAGAAUUGAUAAAGGACAAUUAGCUGAUAUGGUAAGGAAUUGGAAGUUUGCUGAUCUUCCAAAUCCAGUUGUUAAAUUACUUUAUGGUAUGCCAAUGAGUUUGCUUAGAAAUUUAAACACGCAUGACGGUUUGGUGAAAAACAAACGAUGCUGGAUCAUUGGAAGAGCAGGAGAAGCUGCAAUUGUGGAGUUCGAAAAUGGAGAAAAGGCCAUCAUUCCAAAAAUCAAAAUUCCAAAAGAUCUGUCAAACUUAAUAAUUGAAAGAAAGCAAAUCCCUCUGAAAACAGUAGUUGCUGGCACAAUACACAAAAGUCAGGGAUUAACUCUGGACCGUGUUGUGAUUGACUUUCGCGAUAAAUUCUUUGAGCAUGGAAUGCUGUACGUUGCACUAAGUCGUAUUAGAGAUCCGAAAAAUCUUUGCAUAUUAUUACCUGAAAAAAGAGAAGACUCAGAAAUUGAUGAUAUAGAUUCAAUAAUUCCGAUAGCAGAUCCAGAAAUAAUUGAAUUAAUCAAAAAAAUUGAGCAACAUACAAAAGAAAUGAUGGAAAAUCUUUCAAAUCAGAAUUUUCUUUCAGAUGAAGAAAACAUUCCAAAUGAUGAAUAUGGAUCAGAUGCAGGAAAUUCAAAUCAGAAUUUUCUUUCAGAUGAAGAAAACAUUCCAAAUGAUGAAUAUGGAUCAGAUGCAGGAAAUUCAAAUCAGAAUUUUCUUUCAGAUGAAGAAAACAUUCCAAAUGAUGAAUAUGGAUCAGAUGCAGGAAAUUCAAAUCAGAAUUUUCUUUCAGAUGAAGAAAACAUUCCAAAUGAUGAAUAUGGAUCAGAUGCAGGAAAUUCAAAUCAGAAUUUUCUUUCAGAUGAAGAAAACAUUCCAAAUGAUGAAUAUGGAUCAGAUGCAGGAAAUUCAAAUCAGAAUUUUCUUUCAGAUGAAGAAAACAUUCCAAAUGAUGAAUAUGGAUCAGAUGCAGGAAAUUCAAAUCAGAAUUUUCUUUCAGAUGAAGAAAACAUUCCAAAUGAUGAAUAUGGAUCAGAUGCAGGAAAUUCAAAUCAGAAUUUUCUUUCAGAUGAAGAAAACAUUCCAAAUGAUGAAUAUGGAUCAGAUGCAGGAAAUUCAAAUCAGAAUUUUCUUUCAGAUGAAGAAAACAUUCCAAAUGAUGAAUAUGGAUCAGAUGCAGGAAAUUCAAAUCAGAAUUUUCUUUCAGAUGAAGAAAACAUUCCAAAUGAUGAAUAUGGAUCAGAUGCAGGAAAUUCAAAUCAGAAUUUUCUUUCAGAUGAAGAAAACAUUCCAAAUGAUGAAUAUGGAUCAGAUGCAGGAAAUUCAAAUCAGAAUUUUCUUUCAGAUGAAGAAAACAUUCCAAAUGAUGAAUAUGGAUCAGAUGCAGGAAAUUCAAAUCAGAAUUUUCUUUCAGAUGAAGAAAACAUUCCAAAUGAUGAAUAUGGAUCAGAUGCAGGAAAUUCAAAUCAGAAUUUUCUUUCAGAUGAAGAAAACAUUCCAAAUGAUGAAUAUGGAUCAGAUGCAGGAAAUCCAAAUCAGAAUUUUCUUUCAGAUGAAGAAAACAUUCCAAAUGAUGACAAUGGUUCAGAUGCAAUAAAUUCAAACGAAAAUUUUAUCUCAGAUGAUGAAAAUAGUGAAAUCAUUCCAAAUCCGAAUUUUUUCUCGAAAGAAGUUGUUGAUCAAUUAAUCAAUGAAAACAAGGCAUUUAGAUUAAGUUCGAUAAUCAAUACACAAACAGUUCUUUUAAAUGAAAUCUCAUUAAAAUCAAUAAUGUUUGGUGUAUUGUAUGAAUUUUGGAAACAAAAAUCUGCCACCAAAUUCAUUACUCCAUAUAAUAUUAUAAUUUUGAAAGAAGAUGAUGCAGUUCAGAAUAGAAUGAAAGGAUCAAUUAUAAUCCAAAAUCAUGAAGGUAAUGAUCUUGACAUUAGAUAUAUUGGACCAGAAAUCUUUUUACAUAUUUGCAAAUUGAAUUCAACAAGCUUGAUAUGGUCACUGGGGAUUAUAUUUUUGGAAUUAGUUUUAGGUGACAUUUUUGAAGAUUGUUAUAAUCGAGAAAUUGAAAAAAAUUUAAUAUCAUAUAUGAUAAAGAAAUUAUCAUUAGUAUUAAAAAAGUUCAAUCCAGAUAUUGCACAGAAAUUAAAAAAUUUUUGA